Messenger RNA from Fonsecaea erecta, 669 nucleotides. RefSeq lists its product as hypothetical. Lineage: Eukaryota; Fungi; Ascomycota; Eurotiomycetes; Chaetothyriales; Herpotrichiellaceae. Bases 1 to 669 code for a protein of 222 amino acids. The transcript is spliced from 2 exons. The record is from RefSeq and is a predicted model, not a curated record.
AUGGCGCAGACCCCGGCCUGUACUCAGAUGAUCAUUUUCAAGCACAAACCUGGUACCAACAUCAAAGAUGCUGCCUCGAAAGACGGGAAGACCUGGGCUGAGGUGGUUGCGUGGCUUAAGUCAAAGCCAACGGUGCGGCGACUGUAUUGGGGCCGACAUUUAGAGAAUGAGAACACAAUAUAUCUCCAUAUUGUCAGAGAAGGACUGUAUCAACACUACGACUUUAUAGCGUCACCAGACUACGCCGAGCUCAAACGACGCCUGCAAGACAUCAUACAAGGGGAUUUGAUAGUCCGACACGCCGAUCUAAUCGAAUACACCCAGCCUUGCGGCUCGCUGGGGAGGGGAGCGCCAUUUACAGGGACAGCGAUCUACAAAGUGACGGACAAGGCUUGGGACCAUGCCUGGAACCUCUGGGCAACCAUUGUUCCUGGGGUCAAAGGGUGCAGAGGCGUGGCGGGCGGCUACAUUGUGGAGCCCGUGGAUGGACAUCAAAGGUGCUUCAUAGCACUGGUCGGAUGGCAGACGACGGAGGAACACCACGCCUAUCACGAGACGCGCCACUGGAAGAACCGAGCGUCUAUUUUGACGCACGGACAGAAAGGGUUCAGCGAAUACGGUCACAUUGUCUUUGAAAACGAGAACGAGACUCAUGGACCGCGUCUGUAG